Orbilia oligospora ATCC 24927 is the source of this 1713-nucleotide messenger RNA. RefSeq lists its product as uncharacterized. Gene Ontology annotation, cellular component: mitochondrion. Gene Ontology annotation, molecular function: ATP binding; serine-tRNA ligase activity; tRNA binding. The transcript has a single exon. The coding region runs from base 1 to 1713 and encodes 570 amino acids. Gene Ontology annotation, biological process: mitochondrial seryl-tRNA aminoacylation. The record is from RefSeq and is a predicted model, not a curated record. Lineage: Eukaryota; Fungi; Ascomycota; Orbiliomycetes; Orbiliales; Orbiliaceae.
AUGUACAUGUGCAUACCUUCUCAACACAUUGAUUUCAAUUUAGCACGAACUCAACGGCGAUCAUAUCGAAAGACCCAAAAGCCUCCCACACCGAAGCAAACUCACCAAAUGGUUCUAAGAUCAGCACGCUACGGGCACUGGUGCCGAUUAAUAACUUGCAAACCUCGAAGCCACCGGCUUCCGAUUACAAGAAAGCACGAGGUUUGUAUGCAACGGCUUCCCCAAAUUAGUAUCCGCACCUUCAGUUCUUCGACCAGUCCGAUACCACCUUCAUUUGCGCCAAAGCCCAUUGUUGCGACGAAACCAAUCCGCGAGAAUCCUGGUUUCUACUCCCAGAAUUGUUUAAACAGGAACCUGCCACUAGAGUCAACCUAUCCUAUACGUAUUAAAAAGCUUUCCGAUAUUCUUUUUGAACUACGCAGUUCCCUCAACUUGAUGCGAGGGAAGCAGAAUGUACUGGGUGCAAAAAUAAAAGCUGCUGCGCUUCGAAGAAAUGAGGAACCCGAGGAAUGGAAGGACCUUCAGGCACAAGCCAAGGUGCUGAAGCGACAGAUAUCUACUCAAGAGGCCGUAGAGCAACAGCUUGAGGAUGAAAUGAACAUGCUUGCGGCGCAAUUACCAAAUCUAACACACCCAGAUACUCCAAUACAGGGAAAACUGAAUGUGGUUGAAUACAUAAACAAGGGCAAACUUCCGGCGAACUCGCAAACCCUUCCGAAAACCACUGAAAAACAAAUUCCGGAGCUUCUAUACCGCGGAGCCCCAGGUAUUUCUCACGUGGAAAUAGGUACCGAGCUUGGGAUACUUGAUUUCUCUUCCUCGAGCAAGACGUCUGGUUGGGGUUGGUAUUUCCUUCAUGGGGAUGCUGUAUUGUUGGAGCAAGCGUUGAUCCAGUACUCUCUGGCUUGUGCGAGAAGCAAAGGAUGGAACCUAGUAAGCCCGCCGUCAAUAGUAUAUACCCAUAUCGCGGGGGCGUGCGGGUUUAAACCCCGAGAUAACAACAAUGAACAACAAAUAUAUCACAUCAGCCAAGGUUCCGCCUUCGAAGGUUCGCAAGACUCAUCCCGGCCCGAGCUUUGCCUGGCAGGCACAGCGGAAAUACCAUUGGCUGGCAUGUUCGCAAAUACCGCGCUCCCGAAAGCGAAAUUUCCCAAAAAGAUGGUAGGAGUAUCACGAUGUUACCGAGCGGAAGCAGGGUCACACGGCUUAGCUACCAAAGGAUUGUAUCGCGUUCAUGAAUUUACCAAGGUUGAGUUGUUUGCAUGGACAUUACCCGACCCGGAUUUGUCGGACCAAACGUUCAACGAGAUAUUAGACCUCCAAAGAGAUAUAAUUACGAGCUUGGAAAUACCAGCUCGUGUCAUUUCCAUGCCCUCAGACGACCUUGGGGCUCCCGCAUAUAGGAAAUAUGAUAUCGAAGCGUUUAUGCCCAGUCGGAAGGGAGAAAAAUAUGGGGGUUGGGGCGAGGUUACAAGCGUCAGCGAGUGUACGGAUUAUCAAGCUCGAAGGUUGAACGCUAGAUGCAAGUAUCCUGAUGGUAAGUUGGGUUUUCUUUGGAGUUUGAAUGGUACAGCCCUCGCAGUUCCAAGGAUAAUUACAGCGAUUCUGGAAAACAAUUGGGAUGGUGCCAAGCGAGAAGUUCGUAUUCCUGAAGUUCUUCGACCAUAUAUGGGUGGCCUCGAGCUCAUUAAGAACUCGGAAAGUGCACCCUAG